AAGUUGAGUAAAAAUAUUAUUCUCCAUUGUUCUGUGAGCUAUCCUUGUGUGUGGAGAUACCAAGUUCCUUAGGAGUAGGUUUCGAUGGAGUCACUGUUAGAAUUGAAAGGAAUGCCGGCGGAGAAUGAAGAAGAGAAUUCGUCGUCUUACAGCCGCAAAUUGGUGCCCUGGUCAACUUGGAGCGAAUGGCUUUUCGUUAGUCACUCACUCUUCUCCGACUCUGUAGACUCCGUUGCCGCCGCUCUGAGCAGAAUAUCAACGUGGAGAAGCAGAGGAUGUCUUCCAAUUGUGGUUGAAGUUACAGCAUCAAUUAUCGAAAUCCAACAAAAAGAUCCCUACUUCAGAAAGAACCAAUCGGUGGAUGCUUCAGUUCGUGGUACAGAGGAACAAUUAAAUAAUGUUUCACUUUCAGAGGAAGCACUAGCCAUGUUAUAUUGUAUGGCCAUUAUGAGGCUUGUAAAUGGUGUUGUUGAGAAGACACGUAAGAAAACAGAGGUUUCAAUUGCUGUGGCAGCUGAUGCUAUUGGGUUACCUCGUAUGCUGAUUGAUAUUCGUCAUGAGGGCUCUCAUCGCGAACUUCCAUCUCUUCAGGUGGUUCGGUGUGCCUCAACCAAGGCGCUUUGUUGGUUGAAAUCUUAUUAUUGGGGACCUCAGGAGAAAGCUAUUCCAUUUCAAGGUGAUAUAAGCACUACCAUUAGAAAGGAAAUCAAAUCCAAACUUCGUCAUUUGGCUUUCAAUUUAAAAGUGAAGCAAAAUCCUCAACUUGAAUCUGCCCUGGUUAAGCCAAAACGUUUCAAGACAAAGACUGCCGAGACACUGAAGGUUCUUAUUCAGUUAUAUUCCACAUUCUCUUCAGAAUUUGUAUCUGUAUUGUUGGGACUCUUGUUAAAGGCAAUGACGUCAUCAGACUUGGCGUUUCCCAAAAAAUCCAAGAAAUCCAGCAGCCCUGUAUUGGAUGGUUGGAAGCUUACGAUUGCUAAGAUCUCAAAUAAGGAGCCAGAAUUGCUUUUAGAUCUGCUGCAGGCAGUUCUAGAGAAGAUCAGGACUCAAGAAGCCUUGGAAUAUGAAAGUCAGUACUCCAUGUCCUCAGCCCACAAAAUGGAUAGCUGUCAAGUAGCACAUCUGUCCUCUAUGUUUGCAUGGCUCGUUGACAAACUUAAGUGCAAAGAAGUUUUUUCUGGAAAACACACUCCGGAAGGUAUUCUUAUGGAGUUGCUACGUAAAUGCCUUGUGGUAUCAGCUCCUUGCAACAAGCGGCUUAUGGAUUCAGCCACUGAUCUUGCACACUUAUUGGAUAACAGUUCUCUAGUGAAGAAACUGAAGAAACUACCAUUUCUCAAUCAACCAGUUCCACAUUUACUGGACGAAGAAAAUCCGAACCAAACCACGUCUGAAAACAGUUUCAACCAGGCCGAGUCGCUCCGCGAAGCAAGUCGGAAACUCGAGAUCAUUAAACUCCACAAAAGAAAGAACAACUUGGCGACAAAUCCAGUAAAUGGUAAUGUUGGAAGUUCCAGCAGCAGAUGGACUGUGGUAAGUUCGUGGACUCCAUGUCCCAUUGGUAUGUUGCCUCGUUCGAUUGGCUGUUCGGGUCGGCUCCCUGUUCUUGACCUCGAUUCCGAGAACAAACCAGGUUCGGAAGAGCUGAGAAGCAAAGAGAACUGUGAAGUCACCAACUGUAGCCACAAGAGGGAAGGCAGUUCUGAUAUUCAGCAUCUUGAUAGCUGUACUGUCAAGAAAAUGAAGGAAACAGAUGAUGUUGAGUCAGCUGAAGAUGUUAAAGGGCGUUUGUUGAUAGGUGGGAUAUGGAAGAAAGUUGGGGAACAAGAAUUAUCUGCCAUUCAGUCUGCGGUCAGGAUAUUAAUUUAAAUUCUUUCACAGUUGCUGAGAUUUUUGCUGUCAAAACAAAAUCAUAGCUUGUAUAAAAUUUCAUCGAUAGGCCCAAAAAAAAUGAAAGAUGGGAGCUUUGUUGGACCACAAAGGCCCAUUUCGUGGAUCUAUUUCGGGCCAGCACCAAAUUUAGGCCCAAACUGGAGUCUAGAGAUGCACCAAUUGGGCCAGGCCCAAUUUCUUCCUCCAUGUCAUUUGCUGUUCAACCUAAUAGUAUUUCUAUUAUUAUGUGGA
Messenger RNA from Cucurbita pepo subsp. pepo (vegetable marrow), 2124 nucleotides. RefSeq lists its product as uncharacterized. Gene Ontology annotation, cellular component: preribosome, large subunit precursor; Las1 complex. Lineage: Eukaryota; Viridiplantae; Streptophyta; Magnoliopsida; Cucurbitales; Cucurbitaceae. Gene Ontology annotation, biological process: maturation of 5.8S rRNA; maturation of LSU-rRNA. Gene Ontology annotation, molecular function: endonuclease activity. The record is from RefSeq and is a predicted model, not a curated record.